Molecule: messenger RNA, 1246 nt
Organism: Prorocentrum cordatum
Lineage: Eukaryota; Dinophyceae; Prorocentrales; Prorocentraceae
Source: the annotation of a GenBank genome assembly
GGCGGCGCCAGGGGGGCCCUCCAGUGCAGAUCCAAGGAAUCCGCGCGGAGCGCCAUAAAUUUGUGUUCAUGGCGUUCUUUCUUUGUCGACCUGUGGCAGGCUCCUGCAACAUCCGACCCCUCCAUUCGAGCACCCGAUCCGUGCACUGCUCACUGCCGCCGCCGCCGGCGCCCGCCGGGCCUGUAGAUCGCGGAUCCGGGCGACGGCUGCGGCCUCCCUCCGGCCUCCCGGGGGCCUCCAGCCCUGCCGGCGCCCCCCCCGUGGCGCCGAGCGGGUGCUGUGAGGUUCGCUGCGCGUCUGAAAUGCGGCGCAGCCGUCCUCCGUCGAUGGGCUGGCAGCGGAUCCGUCCCUCGGGAUGCGGCGCCGCCGCAGCCGACUACCUACCUGGGCUCCUGUUAUUGGAGCCCGCGCUUUGCAUUCGUUGUCCACAGCCAUGCAGGCUGCAACGCACAAAAACGGCAGCGCAUAUGGUAGAACCGUAGCUCUGAACAGAGGGGCAAUGAAGAGAGAGAGAGAGAGAGAACAUUCCCGAAGCCGCCCGGGCCAGGGCAGAGGCCGCAUGCGGAGCCCGAGCGGGACGAGCAGGGAGAGACCACCAGGCGCCUGGUGGGGCCUGCACGGGCCGUGGGGGCUCGGCAGGGCGGAGCGCAGGCGGCGCAGAUCGACGCGGGGGCGGGCUGACCUUUAAUCAGCUUGGCCCCUGUCGAGCGUCGAAGCCUCGGAAUCGGACAGCAGACGUAAUGUGGACAGAAUGUAUGCGCGCGUCGCCCCGAAACACUUCAAACGUUGCGUAAAAACCUUGAGCUACCAUAAACAUGCACGCGCACGCGAGACAAUACAGAAAAACGGCGCGCAGGCCCGCGACGUUCAACGGGCCUGCGGCGUCAAUUGGCGACCCUGGAGGGUGCAUGCAGAAGGUUGCGUUGCUCGGGCACAGAGCCGGGAAGACAGAUGGAUGACAAGAUGGGGUCACGAGGAGGAGGAGGAGGGAGGAGGAGGAGGAGGACUGGACUGGAACGCGCACAACACCUACUUGUGCACCGAGAGGAUCCUACGUGGCCGGCAGCGCGAGGUGCGCCCCUCGCGGACCCAGCGCUCCGCCGACCUCCGCUUCACCGCCACCUCCGACGAGCUCCUACCCCGCAGGAUCCACGGUCUGGCAUCGGGGUCAUAACGACCUCCCCUCCUGCCAACAAAAAGAAACCUUGUGGACCUGCAGCCCAAGUUCCUUCUGCGCUCCCCAUGC